ACAAUGCAAUGUUGUGUCUUAGUAUUGACUUAUCACCUGUAAUUAGACUGUUUGGGGACGCAUCCAUCACACCUUAGUUAUUUUUGGUUUCGUUAACUUUUUUUCUUAAGCUUUUUAGUUUUGCUAUAGGUGAGUCGUGGACAGCAUUUGAAAAAAAGGGAAAAUGAUUCAUCCACUUCCGGUCAUUGUUGCUUUUUGCGUUCUAGCAUUAUGCAAUGGCCAAGGUGAAUAUUUCAUGUCCGGAGGAAGCGGGGGUUAUAGUGGCGGAAGAGGCGGCUCAUACAUGGGAAUGGACAUGGGAUCGUCUUACAUGGGAGGAGAUAUGGGAAGGUCUUACAUGGGAGGAGAUAUGGGUUCGUCUUAUAUGCGAGGAGGUAUCGGAUCGUCUUAUAUGGGUGGAGAUAGCGGACCGUCGUUUAUGGGAAGAGACACGGGACCAUCGUUUAUGGGACGAGACUCGCCAUAUAUGGGUGGUUCUAGAGAUCCGUAUAUAGGUAGUGGUUUUGGCGGAGAUUCUUAUACAAGAGGCCGUAGAGGAGACAGUGGUCGGUUUGAUAGAUAUAGAGGAGAUGCAGGGUCCCGAUAUCGCGAUGGUAUGGACAGACGCAGUAGUAGAUCUAGUGGUAGGAGAGACGAAAUUCCAUCCGAAGGACACAUUGGAGCCCGCGGUGGUCAGAAUGGUUUUCCAGUUCAGGGAGGUUAUUGUGCGGACUCUGGAACUGGUCCAUGCAGUGAUGGGGGACAAAGCGCUGGAGUUGGCAAUGGAUAUGGAACAGGGACGAAAGCGGCUAUGAAUCGAAGGAUGAUGACGGGAGAAAAUGAAAGUAUCAGAUUCUAUGAAAUGACUUCUGGUGGACCAUCAACUGUUGGUGGAGGAAUGGGUGGUCCACCUGGAAUGGGUGGUCCUCCUGGGAUGGGUGGUCCUCCUGGAAUGAUGGGAAUGGGAGGUCCAAUGGGAGGAGGUUAUGGUCCACCAGGGGGCGGUUUUAUGGGAGGGCCAAGCAUGCCCUAUUUCUAAUAUAUUGUUAUAUUAUUUGUUAAUUAAAUAUUUAAGGACAAAUUUUCGAGAAAGCUGCAAUCACACUAUACAAAACACUUGAAGUAUUCGAAUAAUUAUCAGAAAAUAUUUAUUUGUGAAGCAUCAUUUCUAUAUUUCAACAAACAAACGUUGUGUCUAACUUAAACUAACUGAGACUGAGAAUUAGCAUAUUCAUUUUCUCGGUUUACAUCGUUUCUUCGCAGAUUUAUCCCUAGCAAAAGAGGCAGUGUGA
Molecule: messenger RNA, 1271 nt
Organism: Ruditapes philippinarum (Manila clam)
Lineage: Eukaryota; Metazoa; Mollusca; Bivalvia; Venerida; Veneridae
Exons: 2
Coding region: 164-1018 (284 amino acids)
Source: RefSeq, a predicted model, not a curated record